AUGAGCGGACGCGGAAAGGGAGGAAAGGCCAAGACCGGAGGCAAGGCCAAGUCGCGCUCGGUCCGCGCCGGGCUUCAGUUCCCGGUUGGACGUCUGCAUCGUCUCCUCAGGAAGGGCAACUACGCUCAGCGCGUUGGUGCUGGAGCCCCCGUCUACCUGGCUGCCGUGCUGGAAUACCUGGCUGCUGAGGUCCUCGAACUCGCCGGAAACGCCGCCCGCGACAACAAGAAGACCCGCAUCAACCCCCGCCAUCUCCAACUGGCCGUCCGUAACGACGAGGAGUUGAACAAGCUUCUGUCUGGAGUGACGAUUGCUCAGGGCGGAGUGCUGCCCAAUAUUCAGGCGGUUCUGCUGCCUAAGAAGACGGCGGGUGAAAAGGAG
Messenger RNA from Mesorhabditis spiculigera, 381 nucleotides. The record is from the annotation of a GenBank genome assembly. Lineage: Eukaryota; Metazoa; Nematoda; Chromadorea; Rhabditida; Rhabditidae.